Messenger RNA from Papaver somniferum (opium poppy), 596 nucleotides. RefSeq lists its product as uncharacterized. NCBI's taxonomy places the organism in Eukaryota, Viridiplantae, Streptophyta, Magnoliopsida, Ranunculales, Papaveraceae. The transcript is spliced from 4 exons. The record is from RefSeq and is a predicted model, not a curated record. The coding region runs from base 150 to 596 and encodes 148 amino acids.
UCCACCCUUGAGAGAAGCGAGAGAGUGUCGUCCCUUGAGAAGUUUCACUCACCAACCUAAUUUAAAGGCUUCAAAGGUGAUUCUGAUCCAAAUGGGCAUAUAUUUCACUAUGAGCAUAUGAUAUCACCCUACCUCGAAGUACGUUCAUAAUGAUAAGGUUCUUUACCUCUAGUUUGGAAAAAGAUAUGCUCACUUGCUUCAGAUGCCUCCUGCCAAACUCAGUUUAUACAUUCGAUGAUCUAAAAACACUAUUCAUUCAGAACUAUUCUUGUAGCAUCAUACAAGAUGAUGUAACUGAAGUCAUCUACAAGAUAACUCCAUGUGAAGAGGAAAGCUUCACUAAACUUCUGAGAAGUUUCAAAGAAGCAGCUGCCUCAGUCGAUAAGAUACAUGAGAAAAUAUUAUGUGUGUUAUUUAACAAAUGGCUUGAUAAAGGGAGAAAUCAGAAAUUCCUUACUGCGACGGUUCUUAACGUUCUGGAGUUAACUACAGUCAAUGUGGUCGUUUAUAUGGUUUUAUUGAAGUGGAAAUUUACAGCAAAUUAUGUCGCUCAGCUCAAGUGUGUACGGGCUGAUGAAAUGAUGACCGUUGGAUGA